CCCCCUCCCCUCCACCUGCCGCGCCGCAGACUGCCCUUCAUCUUCCCGGCACCAUGACCCGCACAGUGUUUUUAGCGGUCCUCCUCCUCGCGGGGCAAGUAAUGUCACUUCCAGUAAUGAAUCCAACAGCUAAAGAUGACACCAAGGUGAUGAAGUGCAUUGUUGAAGUCAUCUCAGAUACAGUGUCAAAACCAAAUCCACUCCCUAUCAGCCAGGAAUGCCUAGAAAUCCUUCAAGGAGAUGAAAGAAUCCGUUCCAUUCUUCGUCAUCAAAACUUACUAAAGGAGCUGCAGGAUAUUGCAAUCCAAGGAGCCAGCGAAAGGACGGAGCAGCAGAAGAAAAAUAGUGGUUUUGAAGAUGAGCUUUCAGAAGUCCUUGAAAGCCAAAGUAACAAGAACACAGAAAGAGAUCUACCAGAGGGGGUCCCUAAUGAAGAGCCCACCACUUCUUUUGCUGAGCUAGAGAAGGAGAGAAGUCCAGUGGACAAUGAAAGGGAUGUGUCAAAAGAGGAUGGGAGCAACAGCUUGGAAGAGAGAGAGACGAGGGCUCGAGAAGCUGAUCCUGUAGAGGAAAAGGAGAUGGAAAGCAAUGAAGUUGGCGAGACUGAAGAAUUGCCUUGGGAUGAUGCUGUUGACAAUCAUAUCCGUGAUGAUCUUGUAGGCGAUGGGAUACAUGAGCAGGGACAUCCAGAGGGCGAAGAGCCGGCAGGGAGAGAGGAAGCAGAUGAGUUUGAGGAGAAGGAACGUAUUUCUAAAAACAGUCAAGAGGAGAGCCAUGAAGAAGUAGAGGACACUAUCCAAGACCCUGCUGAAGAUGAAGAGGGGGAUGAAGAGGUGGAGGAGGAGGAGGAAGAGGAAGAGAGAGGGAACUCUGAAGAGGAACGUGCUACUAAUUCAGAGGAUGAGGAUGAGCAAAAGGAAAUUGAAAAUGAAGGCGCUAAGGAUGACAAGCCUCUGGAAGAGAGAGAGAAAUACCGUAGCAUGAAAGGCGGGAGGCAUCACUCUCUUGAGGAAACCACGCAGGCCGAAGAGCCUUCACGCCUCAGAGAUACUGGAAGUGAAGAGACGGGAGAGGAGGCCUCCAAAGAUUUAGAAGAUGCAAAGAGAUGGAACAAAAUGGAUGAGCUGGCCAAGCAGCUGACCACAACGAAGCGUACAGAAGAGAACGAAGGUGACGAAGACCCAGAUCGGUCCAUGAAAGUGGCUUUCCGGGCUCGCAAGUAUGACUUCCGUAACUCUGAAGACGAAACGAGGAGCCCCCAGGCGCAUCACUCAAAAGAGGACGCCAGCGAAGGAGGCUUUCCACUUGUUCCCUUGCCUGAAGAGAAGAAGGAUGAAGAAGGCAGUGCGAACAGAAGAACAGAGGAGCAAGAGCUGGAAAGCUUGGCUGCAAUUGAAGCUGAGCUGGAGAAAGUGGCCCAGAAGCUCCAUGCCCUACGGAGAGGCUGAAGUUCUGAAACUAUGUGUGACCUGAGCAAAAAAGCAAGAAGUUUAAACUUACCCUUUGAAAACACUGCAAUUUAUUUUAUUAAUUUUUUUUAAAGGAGUUAUAAUGGAGCAGGUGCAUUUGGCAUAGGAAGCCAAUUAUCAGUAGAAAACAGACUUUUUUUUCUGUGUGUGUGUCUACAGUAGUCCUGCGCUUGAAUUGCUUGCUGUUUUGAUUUUGUGCUCCCUUUAUCGGCUAUCGAUUUUCUAUUGUAACUUUUGGAUUACAGCAACAGUGUGACUUACUCAUGAAUUUUCUGUUGAAGGAAAAAAGAGGGGGGGGAUAGAUUUGGGGGUUUUCCCCUCUUAUUUUUGAUUUUUUUUAAAAAAAAUUAAAAGCCAUGACAGCUUUCUAGAAUGUUUUACUUAUACUAUUAGGUUUACUGGAUAAAAUACCUUGCAAUAAUUUGUUAAUCUUUUGAUUACAAAAAUGAUGAGUGACUAUAAUAUAUUCUAUAUAGAAAUUAAGGACAACAAUAAAAAUACAGAUUUGGGCUCCUUCA
Heteronotia binoei (common prickly gecko) is the source of this 1987-nucleotide messenger RNA. RefSeq names its product chromogranin A (gene CHGA). The record is from RefSeq and is a predicted model, not a curated record. The transcript is spliced from 8 exons. The coding region runs from base 54 to 1448 and encodes 464 amino acids. Gene Ontology annotation, biological process: negative regulation of insulin secretion; defense response to bacterium; negative regulation of catecholamine secretion. Gene Ontology annotation, cellular component: chromaffin granule. Lineage: Eukaryota; Metazoa; Chordata; Lepidosauria; Squamata; Gekkonidae.